AUGGCGGAUGUGACACUGCAUAUAUACGAUGUAACGAAUAGUGGAUCGGAGAAAGCCAACAACACCAUUCUUCAGAUCAAUAAGAUCUUCAAGGAUGGUAUUGGUCUUGGUGGCAUUUUUCAUAGUGCUGUUCAGGUUUAUGGAGAGGAUGAAUGGUCAUUUGGAUACUGUGAGCAAGGUACUGGGGUUUUUAGCUGCCCUUCUGGACAGAACCCAAUGUACACAUAUCGUGAAUCCAUUGUUCUAGGGAAAACAAACCUUUCCAUUUUCAAGGUAAAUCAAAUAUUGAGAGAACUCAGUAGAGAGUGGCCUGGAAGUGCAUAUGAUCUGUUGUCCAAAAACUGCAACCACUUCUGUGAUGAAUUCUGUGAAAGGCUUGAUGUACCAAAACUUCCAGGUUGGGUUAAUAGGUUUGCUAAUGCUGGUGAUACUGCCAUGGAAGUUGCGGAGAAUACGGCAUUACGGUUCCGGCAAGCAAAAACAGAGAUUGUAUCAGCGAGCAAAGUGGCAUACAGGUUCCUCCUAGGUGUUACAAACAACGUCACUAACAAUGUUACAAACAACGUUAGAACAGGUCCUGAUUCCCCCAACAGUUCAAACAGUGGAGUAUCUUCCCCGAGACUUCAAGCUUCUUGGUUGAAAAAUAUAAUUACCAAUGGUGCAAAACCAUCCACUAGUUCAGAAGCUGAGAAUCACAAUGGGGUUGCUCCAUUACAACCAACAAGAGAGGAUGACAAGGCCCUGCUACGUAGUUCAUCUUCUCGUAGUUCAUCGUCUCGUAUCGAUAGUUGA
Molecule: messenger RNA, 792 nt
Organism: Vicia faba (fava bean)
Lineage: Eukaryota; Viridiplantae; Streptophyta; Magnoliopsida; Fabales; Fabaceae
Source: the annotation of a GenBank genome assembly